Procambarus clarkii (red swamp crayfish) is the source of this 1535-nucleotide messenger RNA. The record is from RefSeq and is a predicted model, not a curated record. Lineage: Eukaryota; Metazoa; Arthropoda; Malacostraca; Decapoda; Cambaridae.
GUUGCGUAAGGUAAAACACCUAUCAGGAAGGUCUCUUGCUGGAGACCCUGGUGAGGAAAGGGUGUAGCAGUGAGUACUCAAGCAGUGGAGCAGCCACCAGGUGACGCUGGCCGGGCAAGGACACACUGCCUCACUCAUUGUCUGGGUUGUGAGCAAGACCUGAUGAGGUGGCCUGGCACAGGAUACUUCAACAUACCACCCAGACAAAGAAUCGAGAGACUUGUUCCACCCCGUUGAGGCCGAGGAAGGGAAGAUGUCUAUCACCAAUUUCGAUUCCGUUUUCGAGUUCGUCGGAGGGUUCGGCCCCUACCAGAUGAUCUUGUUUGCAGUUGAAUGCAUCACCUGCUUAUUCUUCACCUUUGUGUACUGCGGCCAGAUCUUCAUGACCUUGACCCCACCUCACUGGUGUCGAACCCCAGCGGAUCUUGAUCUCAACCUGACCAUUGACCUCAACCUGACCCAGGACGAGGUGAAGGAGCUAACUAUUCCUAGGGACGAAACGACUGGAAAAUAUCUCCAGUGUGUUAUGUACGAUGUGGACUUCAGUGAGAUUGUGAUGAACAACAGCAGCUGGCCUAAUUCCAGCUGGCCCACCACCAGCUGCACUAAUGGCUGGACCUAUGACUACUCCCUCUAUUAUCCAACCAUCACCUCUCAGCUGGACUGGGUGUGUGAUGAUGACUGGCGACCAACAGUCUGCCAGUCAGUGUUCUUUUUGGGGUCGCUCCUGAUCACGCCCUUCUUCGGAUGGGCGGCCGACAAGUGGGGUAGACUGCCCAUUAUUGUUUUCACUAACGUUCUUGGGGGAGUGGCUGGCGUCAUCUCCGCAUUCUGCACCUCCUUUGUCACUUUCGCCGUCUCGAGGUUCAUCGUUGGUAUGACUUUCGACACCCAGUUUAUGGUCACCUUCGUUCUUUUACUGGAGUACGUCUCCAGCGAGUACCGGACAGUAGUAAGUCACAUUCCAGUGGCCUUCUUCCUAACACUUUCAAUGGCUGCUAUCCCCUGGCUGGCCCUGGCGAUCGCUGACUGGUCCACCUUCGCUGUCAUUAUCCACGCUCCACAGCUCAUCAGCAUCAUUUUCAUAUGGUUGUUACCGGAGUCAGCUAGAUGGCUCAUCAACCAAGGAAGAAUUAAGGACACCCUAAAGAUCCUACAACGAGUAGCCAAACUGAACAAGAAAACACUUUCUCCUGAAUUUAUUGAAGAUUUCAACGUGUACGGGGCGUCUCAGCAGACCAAGGAGGGAGAGGCCAACACAAUAGACCUGCUCAAGACACCGGUCCUAAGGCAGCGCCUUGUCAUCCUCUGCAUCUGCUGGAUGGUGUGCGCUCUUGCUUACGACGGCCACAUGAGGAACACUCAGAACAUCGGCAAUAACACGUUCGUGUCCUUCUCCCUGGGCGGCCUGGUGGAGGUACCAGCGGACCUGCUCACCAUAAUGCUUUUGGAGAAGAUUGGUCGUCGAUAUUCCACUGUCCUAUCUCUGAUCCUGGGCGGCCUGGCUUCCUGCGUCAUCGCCACCAUACCGGAAG